AUGGAGGAAGAGAUGAAGGAGAAGAUCAAGAAGACGGUGCUAGAGAUUCUGAAUGAAUCGGAUAUGGCAGAGAUGACAGAGUUCCAGGUCCGUAAACUCGGUUCGGAGAGACUCGGCGUCGAUCUCUCUGAGAAAUCUCACAAGGCUUAUGUGCGAAGCGUCGUGAAUUCGUUCCUCGAUGAACAGAAAUUGAAAGAAGCUGAGCAACCGGAGAAGGAUGAAGAAGUAGAAGCCGAAGCAGAAGAAGAAGAUGGAGCUAAGGAGGGAGCUCGUAAAGGAAACAAAGAGUUCGACGAUGCCGGAGAUCUCAUCAUUUGCCGGCUUACGGAUAAGAGAAGAGUGACGAUUCAGGAGUUUAAAGGAAAGACUUUGGUUUCCAUUAGAGAGUAUUACAAGAAAGAUGGUAAAGAGCUUCCUACUUCUAAAGGAAUAAGCUUAACGGACGAACAAUGGUCAACGUUCAAGAAAAACAUUCCAGCCAUCGAAAACGCUGUCAAGAAAAUGGAAUCGCGCGUCUGA
Microthlaspi erraticum is the source of this 519-nucleotide messenger RNA. NCBI's taxonomy places the organism in Eukaryota, Viridiplantae, Streptophyta, Magnoliopsida, Brassicales, Brassicaceae. The record is from the annotation of a GenBank genome assembly.